Schistosoma turkestanicum is the source of this 2162-nucleotide messenger RNA. The record is from the annotation of a GenBank genome assembly. Lineage: Eukaryota; Metazoa; Platyhelminthes; Trematoda; Strigeidida; Schistosomatidae.
UCGGAGUGUAAAUUACCAAACACGACGGUAACAUACUUUCUUUGUUUUUUUUUAGCUCUUAGUGCAUUCUGUUCAGUUUCAAGUGUCAUGAAUCCUACUCCUGCAUUUUCUGCAGCCAGCGUUACCACAUCUAACUUGCAGGCUGGAAAUACAGCCUCUGCCACUUGGAUUAACAAGUUAAAGAUCGUAGGGCGAGGACAAAAUUGGGCAGUUGCACCAUGCGAACCAUUUUACCUAAUGGGUACGGAACCUCCUGCUCCAGAUGCCGCUCUCACAGGUGCUAAGAACUUAAUUGAACAUUAUGGCUUAGAGAAUGCUUAUCAAAAAUUUUGUGGUAAACGCCUUAGAGAAGAAUUAAAUGCUUUCUUACCUCAUUUAUCUGGAAAUAUUGACGUUCCGGCCUCAGUUGAUGAAAGUGGGUUAAUGAGUUUAAUAGAAAGACCACCAAUUCGAGGUAAAGAAUUAAGACCAUUUGCACCAAGUCAAUUAGAUCAUGCAUUUCGAUUACAUCCUGGACCAUUACCUCAAGAGUAUGCUUCACUUUUCGCCGCAGCACCAUCUAAACAUAUUCAUCGUAGUGUACAAAAUGAACAGCAACCCCAACAACCACAACAACCACAAUCACAACAAAAUUUAGGAAAUAAUACUACUACAGGUACACGUAUACCAGCUACAAUUGUUGUACCUGGUCUUUCUAACUCCGCAUCAUUUCAUCGUAGACGUCGUCGACAUGAAGUUCAUCGAGGAGCACUUGCUUCAGGUAGUGAUAGUAGUUCAUCUAUAGGAGUAUCAAGUGUUGGAUUAGGUGGAGGUGCAGGAAAUGUUAGUGCUAGUCCAGCUUCAUUUUUCACUGGACCACCACCAACUGCUUAUCCACAUUUAAGUACAAUACCUACAACUGCAUCAACAUUAUCUUCAAAAUCUUUACUUUCACAAACUCAUACAAUUUCAUCAUCGUCAUCUUCAAGUAUAAGCACUUCUACUCCGAGUACAAAUGUAACAACAAUAUCAAAUCAAUCAUCGAACAAUUUAGAUCAACAUCAACAUCAUCAAAAUAGUAAUCCUACUACUACACAAAUAGUAAAUCAUAACAAAUUGUUGGAUCAUCCACCUGGUCUUAUUCCUGUAUCAAUUCCACAUUCUCAUUCAUCCACAUCAUUAUCGUCUAUUUCAACAUUAUCUUCAGAACCUCCACCACCUCCUCUAUUAGCUCCUAUCAUAAAUCCUCAUCAUCAUCAUAGUCAUAGUCAUAGUCAUCAUUCUUCAAAUCAAAAAUUAUCACAUUCAAAUCAGAAUACACCAUCUACAUUAAAUCUUUUACAUAACAAUAACAACAGCAACAAUAUUAGUAGUAGUAGUAGUAAUAGUACAACAGAUUUAAAUAUAACACCGAAUAAAUCUAUUCCACCAGCUCCACCUAUUCUUCAUUCUAUUCAUCCACCAAGUACAAAUUCUAUCAAUUCAACUUUAUCAUCACAUCCUCCGACAUCUCAACAGUUUUAUUCUCAUCAUCCUCAACAACAGCAACAACAACCACACCAGUUUUCAUCCCAUGUCUAUCAUCAUCAACAACAUCAACAUCCAAUGUCGUCAUCCAUGCAUCCUCAGCAUCAGCAACAGCAACAUCAUCAUCCUGCUGCUACUGGAUCCAUUCAUCAUUCAUAUCCAACUUCAUCAUUAAGUCAAAAUUCAUCAUCAUCACGAUCUAUGUCACCUAUUCCAAUGGAAAUGAAUCAUGCAUCAUUAUCAUCGUCGCCGCCGCUGCCAGUACCAGCAUCAGCGGCACUAGCAUCGUUAACACAAUCAUCAGAUCUUUAUAAAAUACGUCAUUUUGAUAUGACCGAUGAAGAACGUCGUCGAAAGAAACGACGUGAAAAGAAACGUCGUAAAGAGAAAGAAUAAAAUGGUUUGUUACUACUCCUCUUGUUAUGAUUAUUAUUAUUAUGAGUAAUUUAGUUUAUAAUUUUUUUUUCAAAAAUGACACUUAUUUUUUUUUUCUUAUUCUUGUAAAAAAAAUAACUGUGUUUUGUUUUUUCGGAAAAUUUGUCGUCGAAAUCUUGUUUCAAAUUUAGCAUUGGUAAACUUUCUCCCUAUUAUUUAUUAUAUUUGUAUGGUUGAAUAGAAAUAAAAAAUGCCAUGUGUUUCAGGAUGUGAUAUAUAUA